GUUGCUCUUUCUCCAAACCAACACCAUCCCUAUUUCUCACAUCUCAUCUGGCAUUGAUGAACCAUGUCGUCAGCCCAAAAUGGCGGUAAUACAAAUACUUGCUCGGUCUCUCUGCAUGUCCCAACUUCCUCGGUACAUUUCGGACCCGAUAUAGUUGAAGAUGAAAUACCAGCACAAUUCAAAGCACCUCCUCCGUCGCAGCCGAGAAGGCCACAUCCAGGUGGAUUGGAUACUCUGCAGGAAGCAUCUCAUGUCAAUGCAUUAUCACAAGCAACAGGACCUUCACCUGCAAGCUUACAAGCAGUAAUGGAAAAUAUCUCACUAUCUCAAAAACAAGGAACAAAUCAAAAAGUGGAAGCACUUUUGACAGCCGCUUUAGCAUCUCUAUCUCCCAGCAAUCGUAGUCGUGCGAUCACAAAGGCAAAAGGGUACGAUAGCAUAACAGUCCAGCUCGCCAACGAACGCUGGAGAGAGAGGUGGAGUAGAUUAUGCUUGGCUCCAAGUGAAACAGUUGCGUCUACUUCCGCGUCUUCAGUUGGAGGAAAUGCAUCAAAAGCAUUUGCAGCAGGCGAUCCAGGAGGUAUGGGAGGUAGCUGGGAAGUACUUGCACAGGCAAGCGGAGCGGGAGGAUUGAAUGUGCCGAUGGAAGGUGCUCUGAAUGGUGCUACAAAAGCGGGAAAGAUGGUACGAAGUAGUAGCCGAAAGCAUAUAAUUGAAACGGCACCUGCAGGCACAACAUUGAGCUCAUCUGUCACGCCAACGCUUGGAAGGAUCGAUGAAGGAUCAGAACGUGUUCGAGAAAGCAACACAUCACCCAUCAAUGAAACCCAAAAAGAAGCUGAAGCCUGGCGAAAGUCACCAAGCUUUAAUCCGAGCGAAUUGAAUCUUACAAAGUAUGAGGAUAGCGAUGGCGUGAUUGCAAUCAUCAGUCCAUGGAUCGAGCUUGAUUCUUGGGAUGAAGGUAUUCGAUUAGACUCGGAAAUUGCACUACGCCAAGAACUCUCUUACGCUUCGCAUUUGGGAAUAUUGCAAGUUGUUCUUCCUCCCCCAUCCAGCGAUCCAGCAUGUCGUCCUUAUCUCGUCGACUAUGCCCGUGCAAUCGCAGGCUGUCUUGUCUCUCGUGGAUCAGAAGCUCCAGCUGCCGGUCAUUUCAUGCGCCUUUCUAUCAGACUACCGAUCUCCAGCCCAUAUGCAUCAGCUCAAAUGAUGCUCAAAACAGGAGUUGGCGCCAGGCCUUUGAGUAUUUCCAGUAAUAGCUCCAACGGUACAGCACAGAUGCGUUCAGAAGACGAUUGGAGUUGGCAAGCAUGGCAUGUGAUUCAAUCGGUGUGUGCAUUUAACGCACGAUUGGGUGUUGCUAUCGAUCUUUCAGCACCUCUGCCUUCUCCUGCUAUCCUGGAGAGAUGGAACGCUGAACCGGUCUCACACAUUUGGCUACCAGCGAGGGCAUUUUUGAGUAAUGCAAAAGGCUAUCCCGUUCUAUCAAAAGCAACACAAUCUUUCUUGCGUUCCAUCAUUUCGGUCAAAGCACCUCAACUUGCCUUUAUCUUGACGGGUACGCAAACGCCUCCAGAGAACCAUACUCGAGGAGGACAGGCGGCUUAUGAGCAGUACAUUCGACACACUGAGCGAAACAUUACCUCCAAUAUGACUGAAACAGAUCUACAGGUUCGCUCAUACUCUGAUUACCUGCAAGCUCCAUUGCAGCCGCUAUUUGACAAUUUGGAAGGACAAACGUAUGCCACAUUUGAAGCUGAUUCGAUCAAGUAUGAAAAGUAUGAAGAGGCAGUCUAUCAAGCGUUGUCUUCGCUACCUCCCAAGAAUAUCAUUAGUGUUUGGGUAUGCGGUGCUGGUCGUGGGCCGUUGGUGAGUCGGUGUAUUCAAGCUGCACGUAAAGCAUCGAGAACAAUCAAGGUUGUUGCUCUAGAGAAGAACCCAAAUGCGAUCGUUGGCUUGCGUGAAAGAGCAACUAACGAAUGGGGACAAGAUGUUGUACGAGUGGAAAUGGGAGAUAUGAGAACGGUAAAAAUCUCACCCAGCGAGAAAGCGGACAUCAUCGUCAGCGAAUUGCUUGGAUCUUUUGGCGAUAAUGAACUAAGCCCAGAAUGCUUGGACGGGGCAAUGCGGAUCUUGAAGCCGAAUGGAAUCUGUAUUCCACGUGCCUAUAGCUCGUACAUCACACCAAUCUCAACGCCAAAGCUGUGUGCAGUCACUUACCUUGCAGGUCGUGGCGGUAAGGAGGAAAUGCCGGAAGUGCAACAUUGCUGGACAUUUGAUCAUUCUACGCCACCUGCUGUGCCAUUAUCGUAUGACGGCUUACCGCUCACAAACGCCCACAACGUGCGUUUAUCUUCACACACCUUUCAUAUCCCUCGCCAAUCUGUUUGUCAUGGCUUAGCAGGUUCAUUUGAAGCACAUCUUUGGGGGAACGUUGUUUUGUCAAUCCAUCCAGACCCAAGCCGAGCAACGCAAGGGAUGAAUUCAUGGUUCCCACUCUAUUUUCCAUUCAAAGAACCGCUUUAUCUGGCCGCUGAAUCGGAAUUGGAUGUUUCGAUUUGGCGUCUAACAUCGAAUGACCGCGUUUGGUAUGAAUGGAUGGCGCAAUCCUUUGCAAUUUCCAACAAGCCAAGUCGAGCAACAUCUCUAUCUGUUUUAGAGAACGAAAGCGUUCGAUCCUCAUCUGUAUCAUCACAACCACAACAACAAAAGAAUAACGGUCGGGUACGAUUCGAAGGUGUCAACUCUGAUGCUUUUCAAAAUGCUCCCAAUACGCCAAGGUUAUCCGACACCACUUUACCGGGCGAACCAUCUACUUCGCAAAAUGCUGCUAUUGCUGAACGAUCGCUAAUAGGAAUGACUGCAUUGAUGAAUCCGGGCGGAAGAAGUUCUUCUGUGUACAUGUAAAAAAAAAACUUGCAAUUGAAUGUGUAUUUUACCUAUAACCCGUUGGGAUCUCAGGAACGUUGUUUGCAGAGUUUGCCGUUCAACCCUCUUUAGGGCGUACCGAACGCCGCCUUUUACCCAAUCGAAGUGGCUGCAUUUCAAUGCACAACGAGAGAGAUUCGCGUAAAUUUGUGUUUGUGUUACUCUUAAGCGCCUUUUGGCGCGAAUCUUUGGGCUAA
Messenger RNA from Meira miltonrushii, 3122 nucleotides. RefSeq names its product PRMT5-domain-containing protein. NCBI's taxonomy places the organism in Eukaryota, Fungi, Basidiomycota, Exobasidiomycetes, Exobasidiales, Brachybasidiaceae. Bases 64 to 2904 code for a protein of 946 amino acids. Gene Ontology annotation, cellular component: nucleus; cytosol. The record is from RefSeq and is a predicted model, not a curated record. Gene Ontology annotation, biological process: regulation of DNA-templated transcription. The transcript is spliced from 2 exons.